GGAGCUCUGCUAAUCGCGGCGAACCGUGUCCGGGCCUCAGAUCGAAGCCGGUCGCCAGCUCGAAGCGUCGUCCCGGUGUCAAGCUCGCCAGUGCGUACGGGGUAGAGCGCGUUUUGAAGUGCGGAUGUUAUUUUGGCAAAUCGCGGAGUAUGUAGCGCGCGAUUUGGAGGGUUUUGUGUGCUGAUUGAGGUGGUUUCUUGAGGUGUUUUUUUUAAGUUGGGAUAUGAGGAUUUGGUGAGAUAGAGCACGAUGCGAUUCGGCGGAGGGACGAUCCGGACCAGACCCGCCGCCACUGACCUGACGCAGUUCUUCUUCUUCGUCGUGACGGCCGUCUUCAUAAAUUCAACGGGAGCUGCACGGAGAUCGAGGAUGAACGGCACAUGGCUGAGAAUGGGCAUGAUUCAAGACGAAAUGAUGCAGUCAGAUCAAACUACGCCUUCUUGUCAAAGCCUACCAGGUUUGACACCUGGACAAUCUAGGAUCUGUCAUCUUUACAUAGACCACAUGAAUGCCGUGGCCUUGGGUGCCAAAACAGCCUUGACUGAAUGCAGACACCAGUUCCACGGCAGAAGAUGGAACUGUUCAGUUCUUGAUGAUGUUAAUGUUCUGGGACCUGUCCUCAACAUGGGCAGCAGGGAGUCUGCAUUUGCCCACGCUUUAGCUGCUGCCGGUGUUGCUUACUCAAUAUCCAGAGCGUGUAAGGAAGGUCAGCUCUCAUCCUGUGGGUGUUCUAGGACGAAGAGGCCGAAGGAUCUUCGGAAGGACUGGGUCUGGGGUGGCUGUGGUGACAAUUUGGACUACGCCUACAAAUUCACCCAGACCUUCGUGGACAUCACAGAGAAGGAGCGUCGCUUCAAGAGGGGCACCAGGGCGCAGGGGAAGUCCCUGAUGCACCUGCACAACAACGAGGCAGGCAGGAGGGCAGUUGUCAAGAACUCCAAAGUGACUUGCAAAUGUCAUGGAGUCUCUGGAUCUUGUUCGUUGAUAACCUGUUGGCAGCAAAUGGCUACUUUUCGAGAAAUAGGUGACUACCUGAGGGACAAAUACGAUGGAGCCACUGAGGUCAGGGUGAACAGGAGAGGUCGCCUCCAACUCCGAGACCCAAGGGUGAGGUUACCCACAGCUCAAGACCUCGUCUACAUGGAGGACUCGCCCAACUACUGUGUCAAAGACGACGUCAUAGGUUCCCUAGGUACCCAAGGUCGUACUUGCAGCAGGACCUCCCAAGACCUGGACGGCUGUAACCUCCUAUGCUGCGGCAGAGGUUACAACACCCUCAAUUCUACUGUGGUCGAGAGGUGUGACUGUCAGUUCAAGUGGUGUUGUCAGGUUGAGUGCAAGACGUGUGUCAGAUCUUUGGACGUACAUACUUGUAAAUAGUUGAGUUUAGUAGAGUGUUACGUUUAAGUGGAGACGUUAUUUUGUCGUCUUCAGGUUUGGAGAAGCCUAGGAGAAGAAACAACUGGUGGAGGCUGGAUCGAUUGACAGUUUGAAGUCGAGUUGACAGAUUUUGUAGAUCUGUGGUUCGGGGACAGAUUUGGCAACCCGGCACUUAUGAAGUGUGCAAACCACUUCAUUGUAGGAAUAGUGAAUGAUUUUAGGUUCAAGUUCGUGUAAAUACAAAUUAUUUCUUCGUUGAAUGCUACAGAUCUUAAACUUCACUUAAAGGAACGAGAUCCCCGUAACUUCACUUACUUCAAAAUAUACCUACGAAAAUAGUAUAAUAUGGUCUAUACAUUCCUUUGAUAACUCAAUUUCUUGCAACGAGUUUAUUGUUUUAAUUAUCUCAACUAGAUUUUCAAAACGAAUAUUUUAGACCGAGCCUGACUAAGUGAACAGGGUUGCCUAAAAAAUAUUUUUCCCUCAGAGUACACCUAAAACAAUUACAUAAUUAUUGUUCCAAAUAUAAGUUUUUCUCCCAAGAAAUAUUUAUUGUACUUAAGUAAAAAUAUCUAUAUGAAUAAAGCAGAUUCAGUUUUAAAUUACUAGUGAUCAGUAUUAUUAGUUUUUUAUAAUGUUGAGUCCUAUCCAAUCGAACAUUAGAUAAUUACAAGAUAAAUAUGUAUUUAUGUAUCUUCUAAUAAUUGUUUGAUUCAUUAUCAUUUCAUUCCAAUUGUCGAAUUUGUAACAUGAAUUUUCCUGAUGAAAUUAAUAUUUUAAUUUACUGUGACUUUCAAAUGACUUCUUGUGUUUUUUCACAUGCUUUUUCGGCAUGAUAAAAAAAUUGUACACUUAAAUUUUUUCGAUUUGAUUCACGAAUUUUUUUUCGUGAUAUUCUCAAUGGUUCCUACAAAUAUCAUCUUCAUAUCACGCAUUCUGAACAUUACCUUUCCCCUAUAUCUAUUCAUAUGUACAUAAAAUGUGUAGGCUUUCUAUAAUCCUAAGUAACCAGAUGUAAAUUAUAUUCUGUUUUUAUGAAUAAUUUAUAUAUUAUUUAUUGUGUGUCGAAUAAAAAUAUCGAGUAAACUGGA
Molecule: messenger RNA, 2471 nt
Organism: Harmonia axyridis
Lineage: Eukaryota; Metazoa; Arthropoda; Insecta; Coleoptera; Coccinellidae
Product: protein Wnt-5b-like
Exons: 7
Coding region: 250-1380 (376 amino acids)
Biological process (GO): multicellular organism development; neuron differentiation; canonical Wnt signaling pathway
Cellular component (GO): extracellular region
Molecular function (GO): cytokine activity; frizzled binding
Source: RefSeq, a predicted model, not a curated record